Molecule: messenger RNA, 5563 nt
Organism: Homalodisca vitripennis (glassy-winged sharpshooter)
Lineage: Eukaryota; Metazoa; Arthropoda; Insecta; Hemiptera; Cicadellidae
Gene: kek2
Product: leucine-rich repeat-containing protein 24
Exons: 4
Coding region: 695-2998 (767 amino acids)
Molecular function (GO): protein binding
Source: RefSeq, a predicted model, not a curated record
CCCGGUGAAGGCUGAGUCACCCUGUCAACCCCCAGUGUUUAUUGCUGCUAAUGCAUUAUUAAUUGGGAUUUUAUGACAUCGGCCGUGAGUGAUUGGCGGGAGAGCUGAGUGCAGUGAAGUGCCCCAUUGGAUAUAGUUGUGUGACAUGUCGUUUCUUGGAUUAAUCCGACUUGAGUGUGGAGGUGCAAGACGUGUCAGUGACACAUUGGAUUAUUAUUAAUGCAAAGGUGUCAAAAACAACUUGAUUUUGAGAAGGGACAACAUAUCCAGAAAAUCGUCUUCCAUACUUCACACAACAAUAACAAGCAAACGUAUAAUGUAGACUCAAAAGGCGUUCGUUAAGCUUUCAAGACGUGCUUAGAAACCUUCAAAACCCUCACCACUGAGUCAUCCCACCUGCAUCAUCAAUGGAGACAACUUUCUUUAGUUUAGUUUGAAAUAUCAGUAAAGAAUCAGAAGGAUUGCGGUCGGGUAAAGAGGUUUAGACAAACUUCUUCCUUCACGAUACAGGAGAGAAGAAACAUUAAAUAAAAACAUUUUUAGGAGAGACAUUGUAAAAUAACUGUUAAUGAUUGUUGAGCCUCUGUAAAACUCGUCAUUAUUAUGUUUCCUGGUGUAUAUUUUUAACAUUAUAUUUAUACUUAAGGUGGAUAAACAGUUUUGUUUCAUAAAUAUAAUGUGAUCUUGUACAACAAUGAUUGUGUGGAUUGUGCUUGUCUCUUUAGUGGGAGCCGCGAUCGCCUGCCCAACAUCUUGCUUGUGUAAGUGGAAGGGAGGGAAACAAACUAUCGAGUGUAUAAACAAAAAUUUAAUCACGAUACCGGAUGGCAUGGAUCAAGGGACUCAAGUACUGGACUUCUCCGGGAACAAUCUCAAGCUCUUGCCUAGAGAGAGAUUCCAGCGCAUGGGGUUAACCAACCUGCAGAAAAUUUUCUUGGCCAGAUGUCGAAUAAGCCAGAUUGAUGAUCGUGCUUUUCGAGGAUUGACCAACUUAGUAGAGCUUGAUUUGUCGUACAAUUAUAUAACAUCAGUGCCUACAGAAACAUUCUUGGACUACUCAGCGCUAAUGAGGUUGACUUUGAACAAUAAUCCGAUCAGAUACUUAAAGUCGUCCUCGUUUCAACCAUUAAAGUUUCUUUUGUCCCUUGAAAUGACAGACUGCCAAAUGGAAGUAAUCGAAGACGAUGCAUUCAAUGGUCUUGAGAGCUUAGAGUGGCUUAAAUUGGAUAAAAAUCGACUUUUAAAUAUAAAAGGAUCCAAUAUCCUCCCGGAUAAACUGAAUGGAAUAGCAUUGCACAGUAAUCCGUGGCAAUGCGACUGUAGACUGGUGGAUUUCAGGGAUUGGAUGGUAAAGUAUAAGAUACCACAGACUGUAGAACCGAAAUGUAACUCUCCAGUGCGGUUAAGAGGGAGGCUGAUAAACAGUUUGGAACCGAAUGAAUUAGCUUGUCUUCCUGACGUAACACCAACUACCCUGUAUCUGGAGAUUGCUGAGGGUAAGAACGUGUCGCUCUUAUGUCGUGUGUCCGCAAUACCAGAAGCCAAAGUUUCAUGGUGGUUUCAGGGAACAAUACUACAGAACGAUUCCAUGGUUGCACCAGGCCUACAUUUGUACUACUUUGUGGAAGAGGGUGGGCUGGAAAAGAAAAGUGAACUUUUUAUUUUCAAUACGAAUAUUGAUGACAAUGGCACAUUCGUAUGUAUUGCUGAGAAUCCUGCUGGAAAGUCUCAGUCAAACUUCACAAUAAGGAUCGUUCUAAAAGAGGAACCUCUGGUCGGUCUAGCCGUUUUUCCAUAUGAGUAUGUCAUUCUCAUAUCAGGUGUUGUGUCUGUUUUAGCAAUUUUCUUGAUACUGAUAAUUACAGUCUGCUUUAUGCGGUGUAGAAAACAAAGAAGGAAGAGAAAGAAGAAAGACAGAAGCAAAGUUGCUGCUUUACAUAAUCAGCAAAAUUCAUCUAAAGCUCCAGGCGUACGUGAUGCAGCAGAAAAGUUGACUAGAAUUAACUCUAGUCUGAACCCUCUUGGAAACUCAAAGAUCAACGGUUCAAUAAUACUGACCGAUGGCCAACCACAUGAUAUGAUGUUGUAUGCUACAGAGGCAGGGGUGCUCGUUAUGCCAAACCACUUAGAUAAUCUUCAUAACUUUGGUGCUCAAAACACAUUGAAGUCCUAUCAAGUGGAUCAAAAUCCAGACCUAUUAAAUGACACAGAAAACGGCAAAGACAAACGAAUAAAAGGAAAUGACAUGUUAAACGGCGCGGAGUUAGACCUUGCCAAUGCUGAUUCUACUGACUAUGUAAAAAAGUCAGAAAUACCCAAAAAUCCACAGUGGCGAGACGCUAAUCAACGUUUGCCUAAUGUUACAUCUUUAUCUAGAGGACUAUCUGGGAGUAGAGAAGUGUGUCCUAAUAUUCAACAAGAUGUCCACCUUUCCCCGAGGAAGUUCAUAGGAAAUGAUGGCUACCCUUUAGAUUAUGGAUUGCCUAAAAUUUCUGGACAUUUCGCUGUUCCAGCGAUGCCUCCAGCAGCUUUCUACAGGACACUGCCACACAAAUCGAGACAAAACGCAGCGAAUCCUUCCAGUAGGUUCUCGAGAGAGGCGGAAUUUCUGUCAAAAUCCGUUCAGCCUCCAUCUUAUGAGCACUACAGUUCAGCGGAUGUGCGUUACACCGUGGAGGGAUACCCUUGUGGUCCUCCCACUUACUCGUCAGACACUCAAACAAAUUUCACAGAGCCCUUCCUACUGCCUUCGCCUCCCGCGGCCUACAAGAGCGAUCCGGUCUCUACGCCCCGAGACGCUGCAGCCCAGUGGCCCGAGACGUCGCCCGACUCUGUGAAACCCGUCACCCAGUGCAGUGUGGCAGCUCAGACCUCGGAGCCCACCGAGGAGAAGGCCUCUCAGUCUCACCCCCUACCUCACCACCUGCCGCCUCCGGUCCUCACUGAGAGUCCUGACGAGGGGUACGGGGGUGACGGUCUAGACACUUCGGACAUGUGACGCUCCCAUCACUAACCCUCUGUUCAGAAGGAAGUUAAACGAGCAAUAUUUUUUUAAAACGACUGACAUUUUUACGGUGAUGGAGUGCUCAAACCUGGACUGUACUUAUGUAGGCAUAUGUACAUACUGAUUUGUGUAGAGUAAUUUUAUUUUUACUUUUUGUAUUGUUUACUGAAAAAAUUUCAUAAUGUAAUAUUGUAUAAUAGCGAGUGAAUGGAUUCUUUCAUCUACAUUUAUGUUACUCUGAAGGUUGAUGUCGAUAUAAAAUAAUCCACCAAACCAAGGCUCGAUACAAAAAGGCCAAUUUAAUAUAGUAAAACGUAAUGCAUUUAUUGUAAUUUGAGUAUGCUAUAUCGUUUUCUUUAGUUAAAUUACAAUUACUAUGUAAAUAUAACAUUACGUUUAAAUUAGCAUGAAAAAUUUUGAUAAAUUGUUUUGUUUCUUACCAAACGCUUAAACAGAUGACUAAAAAUGUAUAGUAAGAAAGUUACAGAACAGUAUAAAUAAAUAAAACCUAGCAAUAUUCCAAUGAAAUCAAGUAUACAGUAUUAUGAACGUAUACAUUGUUUCAAUUACAGAACAAAUUUAAACUAGAAAAACUAAUAUUUUACCUCACCGAGUCAUAUCGUAAAAUCAGUCAAAAUAACAAAAAUAUUUUAAAGUUAUAUACAUUUUCAUAUUACGUAGUUUUUUUAAUAAACACAAUGUAUUAUGAAUUUAAUAAAUAAUAAAAAAUGUAUGGUUACUUAUACAAUAUUACUAUAAGCAACGUACAAUAAUGUUUCUUUCUCAAAUUUAAACCCAAAUUGUAAAGAAAGCAGAUAAUUUUCAUUGAACCUAGGGUAACUUAUAAAUAUGUUUUAAAAUGUGUUUAAAAACUUACAAAAUAAUUUGAAUAAAAUAAAUAGAAUAAGACCGACACAUCGCUCCCAAACCAUGUUUAGAAUCCGACCAUCAUAUAAAAUUACAAUUGUAUUACUUGACGCGGAAAACAAAAUAUGCUGUAAGGGCUUUUUUAUCUGCGUUUUUAUAAAUUUAGUAUUGUUAAUAUCUUCUUUAAAUCAUUUACUUUGUGAGUUUUAGUAUUGAAAGUGGCCUAAAAGAACGUUACACGCAGUAAGCUUCGCUCUAACAGUUUGUUACAUUGCGCGCAAGAUUGUAACUUAACACUGUGAUAAUUAUGUGAGAAUUGAUUUAAUUUUUAUCACAAAGUACAAUUCACAAAUAAUUUCAUCGCUGUAAGUUUAUAAGAUAUUUUAUUACCGUGUGAAUAGUUAUAAUUUUUUAAUUUAAAUGAAUGUUAGAGUGAAUUUGUUAGUUUUGAAAGGAAAUAAUUAUUACUUAUGAUACUGUCGGUUGUGUUCUUUUGUUAUUUAGUGUGUUUUGUACAAAUAUGUGCGUUGUGUUGUACAAGUCUUAUAGAUAUUUUAUAUCAUGGUACUCAUUAAAGUGAGUUUUGACACUUUCCAAUUAAAUGUACAGGUUAGAUAUAAUAUGCAAAUAUAACAUCAAAGAUUUUUACUGUAAGUAUAAUAUUUAUACCCUUUUAUUAGUUGUUUAUACAUUGAGGUUUUAUAAAACUUUUUUGUUAUUUACUUUUAGUAAUUAUAGUACAAGAGAAUAUUAUCCUAAUAUAUACAUAAAAAUAGAUAAUAUAUUCUUUAAUAUUAGUUGUCUUUAUUUACAUAGUUAUUUAAUAACGAUGAAAUUGUCAUUAAAUAUUUAGAUAAAAAACUUGUGCAAUUUAAUAAACAAACAAAAACUAUCUUUUUUCACAAGACAUAAGCUUAACUAUUGGAAAAUAUGAAAAAUAAUGAAACAGUAUUACGUGUAAAGAUAUAAAAAAUAGAGCAAGAAAUUUUAAUAAGAAAAUAAUAGGUAUGAAGCUUUAAGAUUAUUAGUUUUUCUUAGCGACACAACUAUUCAUUGAGGUUUAUAAAAAUAAUCUGCAUACAUUCUCUGAAAUAGACCUGUUAGUUCUACAAGGCAGUAAACAUAUGAAAGAAUAGUAACACGAAAUAAAACACUCUUGAAGAAUAACUUUUCGCAUCUAAGAUUGAAAUAACAGUUAAAAUUUCUUAAAAGAAAAUGGUUACAAUGAGUAAAAUAUAGUAUACACAAAGAUUAUGAUUAGGCUAAAUUUAAUAUAAUUAGAAAUGAAAUAAGGAUAAAACCCUUUAUUAUUACUAUCUAAAUAAUUGGUAUAAAAUAUAGUUUAGAUCAAUUGUAUAAAAUUUAGGCUGGUUUUUGUACCACCUAAUACGUGUUUGUGUUGAAUAAGUAUUAAAAACCUUAUUAAUAUUUGGUUAACCUGUUAAAUUAAACUUCAAUUGUAUUGUAUUCCAUAUUUAUUUUGAGAAUUAAUAUUACAUAAUGUUAUCAGGGUAUAAUGAGUUAAUAUUACUACAAAUUUACAUUUUAUUCAGUACGAACUGAUAAAUAUACAGUAUAAGGUAAAAUAAAAGAAAGAAUAACUUUGUAGGUAGAGGUGUAUUGCACAUUUAUUGUACAUAGCAACCGUUACAAUGUUGAUUAUAUUUGGUAAAAUAAACACUGUAUAAACCA